AUGGUACAGCGGAAUGAGCCUGAGUUGCGACCACUCGCAUACGCCGACCUACCCCGCGCGGUCGAUAUGUUCAUGAAGGCAAAUGAAGAUAACCCGUCCCGCCACUAUAUUGACGAUACACCAGAUGCUUGCGCCAAAGCGUCGAAAUUUGCAAAUUGGAUUGGAUUGUUCAUUGGGUCUGCCCGGGCAGCGAUCAAGCAUGAAGCCUGGACAAUAGGCGGCGGCGAUUCGGUUGUCUGCUACUCCUCUCCGAGCGACACUCUGUCCCGCAGGCGCAAGCGUCUGUACACAAUCUUAGACUGGCUUGUCGAUGCAAGUGACAAAUCACUCUCCAGGAUAUUUAGAUCUUCGCGGCAGCGAGCUCGGCGUGCAGAAUUUAGCGCAAAAAUCACUGCUGCUGCCUCCGGAGGGAUUGGUAACCGAGUUGACCAACUAAUCUCUAUCGAUUACCUAGCAACUGCUGCCGAUAAGCAAGGAAGGGGAUACGCCUCGCGGCUGGUCAACCAAGUUACAGCAAUGGCCGAUGCGCAGUCUCGUGGUACAUGGCUAUUUACCGGUCAGUAUAACGUGGGUUUCUAUGAGAGACUAGGAUUUGUCAAUGUCAGAGAAUUCGCGCUUGGGGACGAUCCGACGUGGACUAAAGGUCCUGUGGUUCUCUGCGUUAUGCUUAGGGAACCGCAGAGCCUCGAUAGCAAUUUGUUGGAUCGCGGUCUUAGAGAUCAUAACCUUUAUGACAACCCUACAACUGCUGAUGUACUUAGUUUGUGA
Molecule: messenger RNA, 768 nt
Organism: Fibroporia radiculosa
Lineage: Eukaryota; Fungi; Basidiomycota; Agaricomycetes; Polyporales; Fibroporiaceae
Exons: 8
Coding region: 1-768 (255 amino acids)
Molecular function (GO): acyltransferase activity, transferring groups other than amino-acyl groups
Source: RefSeq, a predicted model, not a curated record